This is a messenger RNA of Entamoeba invadens IP1, 1527 nucleotides long. RefSeq names its product Rho/RAC guanine nucleotide exchange factor, putative. The transcript has a single exon. Gene Ontology annotation, molecular function: guanyl-nucleotide exchange factor activity. The coding region runs from base 1 to 1527 and encodes 508 amino acids. The record is from RefSeq and is a predicted model, not a curated record. NCBI's taxonomy places the organism in Eukaryota, Evosea, Mastigamoebida, Endamoebidae.
AUGUCAUCCCGUGAUAAAGUGAUCAACGAAAUAUUCCAAACAGAAGUAACAUAUUCCAACAGUCUUUCCGAGCUUCGGACUUAUUACUACGACGACAUGAAGCAGCGGAGUGACAAAGUAAUACCAAUUAGCAUCGUGAAUGAUAUCUUUGAGGGUUUCGAAGAUGCCCUUGCAGUCUCUCAGUACUUCAUCUCUACACUCAGAAAAUACAAGCAGUCAAACACACUUAAUUCGAAUAUUCAAGACGUUUUUCUUGAGAUGGCCCCACUCCUUGUUUUCAUUCGAGACUUUGUGGGCAAUAACCAGAGGGCAAUAAGUAUCGUCAACAAGUUGAUUCAAGACCAGAAGGUCAGUAACUACUUGGAACAAAUACGGCAGGGACUUCCAACUACACCCAAACAAGACUUAUCUUCUCUCCUCAUUAUGCCAGUCCAAAGAACACCUCGAUAUGUUCUUUUGAUACAAGAAGUGUUGAAACACACUUCCAAAGAAGAACAUCCCGAUUGGUACAGUGGCCUUGAAAAGGCAGUUGAAGCGAUCAAAGGUGUUGCGUCAUAUGUCAAUUGCUAUAUUCCAGAAUAUCAAAGAAUAUCACAAUUGAAUCGAAUUGCAAAGUACCUACCGAAGAGUCUCCAAGAAAACUGGCUGAGCAAAAACAGGACUGUAGUUGUCUUAAACAUGAGUUUGAUGUAUGGAGAAGUUGUCUCGAUCACCAAUGAUAUGGUGGUUGUGGGGAAACAUGUUGAAGGAUGUUUAGUUCCUUUCAAAGUUAUUUUAAUAGUUACAAUCAAACACAUUAAUGAAGUGUCUGGUGUAGUUUCGAUAUGUACAAAAGAUGACUGCGAGACUAAACUUGCUUUCCAGCAGUUUGCGCAAGCGAAAGAAUUUUGUGAGACAUUAGAAAAUGUGCGAAAGAGUUCGACGAUAGAAUUGGUUCAUCAAUUACAACAGAAGAUCUGUUGGUUUUGUCACACACAUGAGGACGUCAUAGAAUGUGGUGAUUGUCACAAACCAAUGUGUUUCAAAUGUCUCGAAGGGAAAUGCAAGUUUUGUGAGUUGGGGAUGAUCAAAAUAGAAAGUAACAAAAAUUUUGCACAUUUAGUUCGACCGCCCAUUGUUUUGUUGAGUGACAAACAACUGAAGCGUUCUAUGAAUAGUAAACAAGAAAUGGCUGACUACUACGAACAAUUUGAUUUUGAAGAUAAAAAAGAGGUGGGAAAUGCUUUCAAGAAAAGUGAUUGGUACCUCUCUAUGCUUCAAGGUAACAUUCAUCAAUUUGCACAACCACAACAAAACGUUGCACAACCACUUGAUACAGGUUUUUAUUCACCAUUUGCACGAAAUGUAGAAGAAAAUGUGGAAGAACAAAAGAAAGUACAAAGUCAAAAUGUAAUAUCACCCAACCCCACUGUAGUGAACAACCCAUUCUUUUCAGACUCCAAGUUUGCUAUGCCAAUCGAGCCACCUAAAACAAAUGGUGGGUUUUUUAAUCCUUUUGCACCAGAUUACGUGCCACCUACUCAAUAA